Molecule: messenger RNA, 3074 nt
Organism: Seminavis robusta
Lineage: Eukaryota; Bacillariophyta; Bacillariophyceae; Naviculales; Naviculaceae
Source: the annotation of a GenBank genome assembly
UAUAUUACUUAAUCUGAAGUCGCCAGCAUGGAUAUGGAUAUUAGAGCCAUGAAAAUAUGAUCUCCUUUGUAUCCGAUGAUUAUGAAAAUAUUGCCUCAGUCUUUUCCCCACACUGCGCCCGGAGGGACUGCUCUCGCAUUUUUGGACUCACAAAAUCAGCAUCCACUGCAAAAGAAAAUCACAAAUCGGAUCACAACACAGAUUUUCGACAACAAAAAGUGAGAGGAACUACAUUCCUUUUCUUGUUUGUUGACAUCUAGUUGUUGGGAGGACAUACAUUGUGUAGGAAGGUUCCACUAGCUAGUAGGAAUUGGAGGAUUGUUGGCUGUAGGAGGGCCGAGGUGAAACUGUGAGACGACAACAGGACUUGACGAAAGAAGAUGGAUACUAUGUAUGAGGCUGCGAAAGUAGAACCUGUGCCGUCGAAGAAGAGAUUCGAACAGAAUCGUGGCGAUUUGGAAGACUGGGAUUCUUCAAGGGAUGGAACAUCUAGUAGGAGUGGGUCACCACCACCUUCGACAGGGAAGCGCAAGAUGUAUACCAGCGAUCGAGAGCCCGAAUCACCAACCGACCUGGAACCACACCAACCAACUCCUCCCUAUGCCAAAAGGGAAAAGAGCAUGUAUCCUAGGGAUAGGAUGGAAACGGAUUCUCCAUCUUCCUACCCUAGGCAUGUGAUUGUUCCCACGGAUGAGCAUCAGAGAGAGGGCGAGAUUGGGGGAGCCCCUCAUCCAGAGAGCACACCCUCCAGGAAGUCUCACGUUGCUGCUGCGACUCCAACACUUACACCCGAGUCGGUCUCGAUGGCCAGUGGUGGAGGAGCUGGAUACGAACCUCAUUACUACCGCCCACCAUACUAUGGAUCCGAGGGUGGCUACCACAAUGGAAGUGCACGUGGCAACCCCAACUUUCCUGCUGAAGUUGACAUGGGGCACUAUGGCCAGCGUGACAAUGUUUACCUUCGACCCAGCCCAAAGCGGUGGGCAUGCGACUAUUGCAACGUUGCAACAUUUCUCAGUUAUGACGAAGCUUGCGCACAUGAGGAGCAAUGUGCCCGUAGACACCAGGAGCACUAUGCGAGAUUGAAUCCUCGUCCUCCAAUGCGCUCCUUUGGGAACGGUAGUGGCAGCGGGCUUGGUGCCCUUUAUCAUGCCAGUCAGGAGGUGGGACCAAUGCCGCCUGGAGGAAGGUGGAAUGCUCGGGCUGGUCCGCCCAUGCCAAUGCUUCCUACGGAGAAGAACUACAGGAUGCAGCAGCAACCACAUGCGGGGUACGGUGACUACCGCGGAGGGUACGAGAUGGAUGAGUAUCAGUACCAUCCCCACCAGCACCAGCACCAACGUGAACCAGAGCAACGACGAGGAAUGUUGCUCUCCUUGUCCACCGACAGCGACAGUCUCUCGGAUCGUCAGUGCUACGUCCGCACUACCAUGGUGGAGAUCUUUGCCGCUAGCGAGAAGGACGUUGCUGCCCGUCACACCAAAGGAGCCCAAAAGUUGGCGGUUGGCCAAGUCGGCAUUCGUUGCGUGUACUGCUCGCACUUGCGUCCUCGGGACCGUGCCGAGAGAGCUGUGUGCUACCCCUCCUCCAUCAGCCGUAUCUACCAAACUGUGGCAGAUAUGCAGCGCUUCCAUUUUGAGCAGUGCACGGAGAUCCCCAGUGAAGUCCGGGAGAUCUACAAGAGUCUCAAGACAACACGUCCUCGUGGGGUUGGAUCUCCUCAGACCUACUGGGUCCAGAGCGCGAAAGUUUUGGGAUUGGCCGAUUCUCCAGAAGGUAUCCGCUUCCAGGAAGAAUCCAACAACAACAGCAACAGCGAGAACGGAACUAGCAACAACAGCAACGCGAAACAGCAGUCUGAUAUGUCUCUUUAGAGCGCGCUAGAAUCUACGAGAUCCUUGUAAGCAGCGCCUACAAUUUAUUGAUUCAUAACUUUGACUGAUUCAUAACUUCGAUCGAACGUGAAGGGGAUAUCUUCGUUUUUAAAGGUAAAGAGGCUCGCCCAAGAAGGCGAAGCUACCGUUAUUGUCUCGGAACAGCCAGAUAUAAAAAUAAAGUACUUGUAAUAAAAUUGACUUUUGUGCUUUGCGAAUAGUACAGUAAUCAAUUCAUUCCGAGGGAUUGAUUCCAUUCCAUGUUGUCGACCUUUGGAACGCCACAACUUGUAUACAAUGGGAGCAAAUCAUCCUUUGUUCAGCGUGAAGAUUUCGUUUGGAUAUGUUUCGUACACUCCAAUGCAAUCUUCUGCAUCAUUCAAGGAUUGCUGAUUGUAUCAAGUAGUCGCAUUCGAUUUCUGCGUCUUUCAAAUCUGGUGUCGCUCCAUAUAGUCUAGUUUCCCAUUGGAUAGCCUAUGCAAGUGCCGCCAAGACCUUCUCGCAAACUUCAUCCAUAUCAAGUUGCUUUAGCGGAGGGAAAGGACGCUUCAUUCCAAGUAAUUCUACAACGGGCUCUUCCUUGCCAGAAAUUCUGACGACGAAAUUGCCCUUGCCGGGCUGGAAUGCAAGAAAAGGCGUCAGAAUGAUCAGUCGAUGAAAGGAGACAAUGCAAACAACACAUACCUUCUCCUCAUUGAUUUUCACAGUGGCUUUUUUUCCUACUGCUUUCUCAAUCUUUGAAGCCCGGCUCUUAAACGCGCCUCAUUGCUUGCACGCCUCGAUCGAAAUCACCACAUCACUCUCUGACUUGGCCUCCUUCUUCGCGGGAGAUUCCUUCUUGGCAGCGGCUUUCUUCUUCUUUGGUGCUGCCUUGGCAGCUGCUUCCGUCUUCUCUGCUUUUGCGGGAGCUUUGUCGUCCUUCUUCGCUGAAGAGCGAGUUACACGGGCCAUGGUCAACAGCAGAGUUUGUUGUGCGGAAGCAGGCACAGAACAACUCGCUGCGGGAGGAAAAAAUAAUGAGAAAACGGUGUUGGGUGCCUUUGGCGUUGGGGCCUCUCACAAUCACCAAUCACCAUCAUCCAAUCCUUCGCCUUCACGCCUCAGGCACAGCAAUUAUUUAAGGAAUCAACGUUGCAGUGCUCAGUUACCCUAAAUAAAUACUCAGUACUUUAAUUAAUUAAAAAGCAAAUUGGCCGAAAG